AUGUCAAGUGUAAAGUGGACUCUGAAGAAGCUGGAUGUGAAGAGGGAGGCCAAUGUCCCUUCAGAUAUUGAGAUCUCCAGAAGACAGACGCCAAAGCCGAUCACUCAGGCAAGUGUAUAAGGAUUUGGAUUUGUUAUUCGGUGAUUAUUGAGCUCUAAUGUCCUUGUCCUUUUGUUUAUGACGACGCUUACUUUCAGCUGGCAAAGGAGAUCGGAAUCAAGGAUGAGGAAUUGGAGCCUUAUGGAGACAAGAAGGCCAAAGUUCAGUUGUCGAUCCUGAAAAGAUACAAUAACCAGGAGAACGGGAAGUAUGUUUUGGUGGUGGGAAUGACCCCCACACCCUUAGGGGAAGGCAAAAGUACGACUACCAUUGGACUGGCCCAGGCCCUCUUCUCUGAACUUGGCCAUCCCAGCUUUGCUUGUGUUCGGCAGCCAAGUCAAGGACCGACCUUUGGGAUUAAAGGAGGAGCUGCUGGCGGUGGAUAUUCCCAAGUCAUCCCCAUGGAAGAGUUCAAUCUGCAUUUAACUGGAGAUAUUCAUGCAAUUACUGCUGCAAACAAUCUCCUCGCUGCCGCCAUUGAUGCCAGAAUGUUCCAUGAAGCUACUCAAAAAGAUGAUGCAUUAUUUGACCGAUUGGUACCUAAGAAUAAGGAGGGAAAGCGACUUCUCACUCCCAUUCAACAACGUCGACUUCAGAGAUUGGGAAUUGCAGUACAAGAUGACGCCGAGAAGUUGUCUCCAGAAGAUCGUGUUCGAUUUGCUAGGUUGGACAUCGAUCCGAAAACAAUUACUUGGUCCAGAGUUAUUGACACCAGUGAUCGGUUCUUGAGAGGAAUCGAGGUUGGUCAUGGCAAUACAGAGAAGGGACAUGUCCGCAAAACAGACUUCAAAAUAUCUGUUGGCAGUGAAGUAAGAAUUAAAAUUAGUAUCUUCAGCAUCUUUUUUCUAUCACAGAUGAUGUUGUUUUAGUUGAUGGCCAUCCUUGCAUUAAGUCUUAGCUUGGCUGAUAUGAGAGAAAGAAUUGGGAAAAUUGUAGUGGCCACAGACAACAAAGGACAGCCCGUAACUUGUGAUGAUGUCGGGUGUACUGGAGCUGUCACGGUCCUCAUGAAAGACACCAUCAAACCAACUUUAAUGCAGACAGUUGAGGGUACUCCGGUCUUUGUUCAUGCCGGUCCAUUCGCCAAUAUUGCACAUGGUGCUUCUUCUGUUGUUGCUGACAAAUUGGCAUUGAAAUUGGUUGGUAAGGAAGGAUUUGUGGUUACAGAAGCCGGAUUCGGAAUGGAUAUUGGAGGAGAAAAAUUCUUGGAUAUUAAAUGUCGAAGUUCUGGACUGUCUCCAAAUGUUGUUGUAAUUGUGGCUACAGUAAGGGCUUUGAAGAUGCACGGUGGCGGGCCACCGGUUACUCCCGGUAAUCUACCAGCUGCCUAUAGGACUCCUAAUCUUGAGCUGCUGGAAAAAGGAUGUGAUUCCAAUUUGAAGAAGCAGGUGAGUUAUCUUUUUCCUUUGGUUUUUAAGCAUGAAUGAUGAUAAAACUUACCGUAUUCCCUUUCAGAUUGAAAAUAUUCAAAAAUUCGGCCUUCCUGUCGUUGUUUGCGUGAAUAAAUUCAGCACCGAUUCGGAUGAAGAACUUAAUCUGGUAAAAGAAAAAGCCCAUAAAUUCAAUGCCGUUGGCGUAAUUUCAAACCAUUGGGCCAAAGGAGGAGAAGGGGCCAAGGAAUUGGCCCAGGCGGUAAAAGAAGCGGCCAAUAAGAAAAGCGAAUUUAAAUUCUUGUAUGAUGUGAACAAAUCGAUCAAGGAGAAGAUCGAGAUUAUUGCCAAAGAAAUGUAUGGAGCCAGUGGAGUCGAAUAUUCGGAAGCGGCAGAGACUACCAUUAAAAGAUAUACAGAUCAAGGGUUCGGCAAUUUGCCGCUUUGUAUGGCUAAAACUCAGCUUUCUUUGUCUCAUGAUCCCACCAAAAAAGGAGCGCCAACAGGUAAGUAAUCCCGGAGAGAAAAUACGCAAUGUAAAUACAUGUCAAGUUCUUAGAAGCACCAAUAUUAUAGCACGUAUUCUUGAGAAGUGCGAUUUUGUAGGGUUCCUUAGUAAUCAUACAAUCUGGCCAAGUCACGUAGUUAUUUCUUUUACCACUUUCGUUAUUAUUAAAUUGUACGAGGGCAGACAUACUAAGCCGACACGAAUUGAAGACCAAAGACUUUAAAACGUAAUAUUUCACACAUAAAGGGAGACAGCAGACAGCCAAAGAAAAAGGAAGUUAUAAAUAGUUUUAUUGGGAUCCGUGCUAGGAAUGGGAGGGGAGAAUUAAUGUUUCAGUUAAGAGUGCAUCUUUUAUACAUCCUUUUGCAAAGAUCCACGCAAAAAGAGGAUUACCGUAAUCUUUUCAGGGUUCACCCUCCCCAUCCGAGAUGUCAGUAUCUCCGUGGGUGCUGGUUUCAUUUUCCCAUUCUGCGGCGAGAUCAUGACCAUGCCCGGUCUGAACACCCGCCCCUGUUUCUAUGAUAUUGACAUUGAUCCGGAGACCGAGAUUAUCGACGGAUUAUUCUAA
Molecule: messenger RNA, 2545 nt
Organism: Bursaphelenchus xylophilus (pine wood nematode)
Lineage: Eukaryota; Metazoa; Nematoda; Chromadorea; Rhabditida; Aphelenchoididae
Source: the annotation of a GenBank genome assembly